Toxorhynchites rutilus septentrionalis is the source of this 3180-nucleotide messenger RNA. RefSeq lists its product as uncharacterized. Bases 1218 to 2546 code for a protein of 442 amino acids. The record is from RefSeq and is a predicted model, not a curated record. Lineage: Eukaryota; Metazoa; Arthropoda; Insecta; Diptera; Culicidae. The transcript is spliced from 5 exons.
AGUUUAUGCACAGCCUUUACGGAGUGUGCGCGUGUGUCUCGCGAGUAAUUUCGCUCACUCGAAGAGUUGCAAGUAGUUUUUUUUACAGUUGCCAAACGCUAAACGCUGGUUUUUUGCCACAUUUUCCUACUCUCGCGAAAUUGAGAAAGCGUCAGGAGAAAAAAACAUUGCGGACAAUAGUUGCCCCUCGUUGCGCUGCUAAUAUCUUUGUGUGUGCGUGUGUCAGUGUGACUGUUUUUUUUUCAAUCUCGAGAAACACAUUUAGAAGAAGCAGCAACAGAAAAUAUCUCUGGCAUUUCGAGCAGAAUCAAAGGUAGCACUAGCGAAAUAAUUGAAGCACCGGUGCACUAGUGGAUCUUGGCAGUAUUUCUGGUGGAAGUGCAUCGCUUGCGGUGACAUUUCGCGAAUGCGCGCAGCCGAAACGUGCGGUGGAAUGAGAGAAAACAACUUGUAGUAUGUAGUAAAACCAUGGUCACAAUUGAGUAACAGCUGCAUAUUGGCCUAGCGCGUAUCUCUGCCCUGUCAAGCGCACAGGUCUGGCCCAAUUACUGCGUGUAUUUAGGGCACGAAGGUGAAACCGGCAAGGUUAAAUGUUUUUUCAAAUUGUGUGCUGACAAUUGAUCGCGCGAGUAGGUGCAACGUGGGUAAAACGACAAGAAAGUGUGACCUUCGCAAGAUUGCACUAUUUCGCGCGCGCGGCAAUUGUUUUGUACGAAAAGCGGUAGUGUCAAACAUUGAUGCAAAUAUAAUUGGUUUAGACGAAUCAGGUUCAAGUCUUUGAUGUGUACCCCGAAAGCAAUCAAUCGCGCAGCUUGUUGCCAAAUAUCGCCGUAGUUCCAGCCAACACGCAAACGAAGCUUCGUCAAUUUGUUGCAAUCGAUUCUUUUAGUUAUAACACUCACUGAACGGAAAAACAUAUUUUUUUAAGUUUACAAAAACAAGUGCUAUCAACGAAAGAGGUCAGAAGAUAUCUUAUUCAAACAACGGCGGAGAACACAUCGGUAGAUAAUAGAGAGAGUGCAAAGAAAAGGUCGACAGCAGAGCGGUACAAGAUCGUCGUCAAGUAUGAGUUUUAACACAACAACGGUUAUGCAGGUAUGCAAAGUUGCUUAGAUGACGAAUAUCUUUACACCUACAACGUCUGAGAUGUUGCUACCAAUGGCCAGUCGAUUUGGCAUGAAAUUCGUCAGCUCCAUUUUUUGCUUCUUCUGGUGAAGAUGAACGACGAGUGGGUGGUGUCUCCGCGCAGAACGGUAGACUCCCUGUCCGCUGGCAGUAGUAGUAGCGCGAGCUCACCACACUCGAGCCUUCAGCAUAUCCCAGCCUACAAUUAUUACGACAGUGUCAGCCAGCAGCACUAUCUGCAUUAUCAGCCGACUAGCAGCCACAGGAGAUCUAGCGCCACCAAAGCAAUGGACGUCAGCGAACGAAACUAUUACCACAGAAUGAUGGAACGAACCGCCUAUGUCAACCGCAGCUUUAUGCAUCACAACGAAAAUGAACACCAGCUUAAGCAGCUGCAGCGGGGCCGAGGUUCGGGAGGUGACUCAAUGCUCGAUUCGUCGCACCAUAUGAUCGAUUAUGUUGAUCGCCGGAAUGAUAGAAGACGACACAGUAUGCACCAUAUCACACAACCGACUGUGUCAAAGAUGGAAGAUUUGAAGCAACGAUUCGAUGAAUAUAGCUCAUCCGCAGCGGUUGGUAGAGGCGGAGGUGCUAGCGGAGGCGGAAGUAAACGUCCGAGCCGGCAGAACAGUGGCAUUCCUUUUGCUAUUGGUGGCCCCGUUGACGGUGGCAGACUGAAUUUUGGCUACAGUGGUAGCAAAACGCUAGACGUUUACGAACCACAGCAGCGGACCGUUUCGAGUGAGAAUCGACAGAAGGGCAGCAGUGCGAAAACGCCAAAACGUGGCUCGAGGUCAUCGCAAGGAUCGACAGAUAGCAGUCACAGUUCACAUAGUGCUUCAUCCGGCUCGCUGCUGCUGACGGUAGCGAACUUGGAAAACUUUGCCAAAAUUCACAAGAAACACGAAUCGAGCUACGGCACCAGUCGGACCAUGGAAGAAUAUCUCUCCUCCACGGUCGGAAUAGUUCCGACGGCGGCUAUUAUGGAGGCUGUUGGCGAUAAAUACAACAGCAACAUCAUUCUGACACACACCCCGGGCGAAGAUAUACACUUGGCGGAGCAGACCGGAGGUGAUCAUCACCGAGAUCAUCACAGUGGCAUUCUACCUACAGGUUCGGCCAUAAUUUCCAUCGAAGAAGUUGUUAGCCAUCACCAGCAACAGCAGCAACAGCUGCAGCAGGAUCAACAGCAAACAAAAUCAACGAAAACCAAAGAUCCGGAUUCGGUGUCAGUGGCCAGUUCGACACAUUUCACCAUGAUCAACGGAGUGGGUGGACCCCAGCGACUGCCCAAGAGUGGAAUCUGCUCUCGGGGCCACCAAAUUACGAUUCUGAUCGUAACGAUGAGUUUCGUCUUCAUGAUUGGGAUUUGUGCAGCAGUAUUUUUCCUUGAAAUGCGUGCCAGAGAAAUGCCACGAUAAGCUAACAACGCAAGGAAAGUCGGAACAAGCGUCAAUAAUCGAAUCCGGACCAACGCGAAGCUAUCUCCAUCAACGGGAGGAAUUGAAGGAAUACCGUGUAGCCAUAAACAAACCUACAUUACUAACAGAAAUACAAUAGAGAGUAUCCGCCAAUAUGCCUUACACAAAUUUCUGGAUAGGUUUCCGUAGCGUAUCUCAAUUUGUACAGCUCAUUUAAUUAUCCGCUAUUUAUUAUAUGCAAGCAGAUGCUUGUCAUCAAAUGUGCCUGUCAACAAAAUAAUGAUAGACAGGUGAACAACAUUCAAAUCUAAGGAACUGACGAACGAAAAGAAAAGAUUUCAUAAUCUUUCGGAAUUGUUGCAAUGAUAAAAACAAUUACACGCAUAGUGUGAUUGACGCGUCAAUCAAUUACCUAAACUGAUUGAAAAUCCAAGACUAUAUUCAAAUACUAUUCUAGAUUGUCAACCUUUAGUCCUACAAUGUUGGUUAAACCGAUGUUUGUAAGAAAAUCAGAACCAAUUCUAUCACUCUCAUAUCAAGAGCUUUACUUUAAGCCUCUGUCCUCCUCAAACAAAAUACGCUACUACACACAUCAUCUUCUGUGAUAUUUAUUAAUUUAUUUAAAUUAUGUGGU